Molecule: messenger RNA, 1146 nt
Organism: Vitis riparia (riverbank grape)
Lineage: Eukaryota; Viridiplantae; Streptophyta; Magnoliopsida; Vitales; Vitaceae
Product: annexin D4-like
Exons: 6
Coding region: 29-1078 (349 amino acids)
Cellular component (GO): cytoplasm
Molecular function (GO): calcium-dependent phospholipid binding; calcium ion binding
Source: RefSeq, a predicted model, not a curated record
CCCUUAGCUUACUUAUAAAAUUAAUGCCAUGAUGGAGGUAAAGAAGGCCACCAUUCUUGUUGCCUCCAUCAAAAGAAGGAAAAAGAAAACAAACGAAGAAGGGAGAAAAAUUAUGUCUUCGCCAAAUGAGAGCCGCACUCUCGCAAAGGCUUUCUCUGGAAUACUUGGAGUUGACGAGAAAUCAAUGCUGGAGAUCUUAGUAAAAUGGCAUCCAGAAGACUUAACAACUUUUAGGAAUGAAAAUUCUUCCAUCUUUCUUAAGGAUAAAUACUUCUUGUUUGAGAGAUGGCAAGAUUAUCAUAUUGCAUUUCUAGUAAAGGAAUUUCUGCGUUUUCAGGAUGUUGUGGUGCAAUGGACCAUGCAUCCUUGGGAAAGAGAUGCUCGCAUGGCAAGGAAGGCUUUGGAUGGACACCCUCAAACAUAUGGCUUACUCAUUGAACUUGCAUGCACUAGAUCAUCAGACGAGCUCUUAGGAGCUAGGAAAGCAUACCUGUCCCUCUACGGUGAAUCCAUCGAGGAAGACGUUGCUUCCCGAGUUGAAGGCAUCGAACGCCAGCUUUUGGUAGCACUUGUAAGUACGUACAGAUAUGAAGGAUCACGAAUUAAUGAUGUGGCAGUUAGAUCAGAGGCUAUAAAACUUGGUAUAACCAUUAAUAGACAUGGUGAUAAGAAGAAGCUAUUCAAAGAUGAAGAGAUUGUAAGGAUUCUAGCAACAAGAAGCAAGCCUCAUCUCAAGGCCGUCUUCAAAUGUUACAAGGAGACUUUUAACAAGAACAUUGAAGAGGAUCUUGACGAGCCAAGUUUGAAGGACAUAAUUUAUUGCUUGUAUGCUCCUCCGAUGUAUUUCAGUAAGAUUUUAGAUUCGGCAAUGAAAGCUAAUGCAAAUGAGAAUGAAAAAGAAGCCCUAAGUCGAGUUAUUGUAACCCGAGCCAAUGUUGAUAUGAAGGACAUUGCUGAGGAAUAUGAUAGGCAAUAUAAAACUCCUCUAACCCAGAAGAUUGAAGAUGUAGCUCUUGGAAAUUAUAAAGAUUUCUUGGUCACGUUGGUCCAAAGAUCUCUGCCUAAAGGAAGUGAUUAAAAAUGCCUCUCUUGAUGAACUUGUUCUUUUUCUUUGAAUCAGACUCUACUAAUGCUUUAUUUUCCUAU